Penicillium riverlandense is the source of this 1026-nucleotide messenger RNA. Its product is annotated as DSC3 family protein. Gene Ontology annotation, biological process: protein processing. Lineage: Eukaryota; Fungi; Ascomycota; Eurotiomycetes; Eurotiales; Aspergillaceae. The coding region runs from base 1 to 1026 and encodes 341 amino acids. The transcript has a single exon. The record is from RefSeq and is a predicted model, not a curated record. Gene Ontology annotation, cellular component: endoplasmic reticulum; Dsc E3 ubiquitin ligase complex.
AUGGCCUCCCCCUUCCUCUCCCCACAACCCAGCGACACCACCACCACCGACCCGCUCCUCGCAACAGUCCGCUUCUCAGCCUCCAUCCCAGACCUCCUCCUCGAUGUCCCCGACCCGGAAUCCACCACAGGCGCAGGCCUGAAACAACUGAUCCGCGCCAAGCUACCGCCCUCCCUCUCAGCGCACCGUCUACGUCUCAUCUACGCCGGCCGCGGGCUAGAAGAUACAACCCCGUUAACGAUCUCGCUGAAGCUGCCCCCCUCGCCAACUCGCAGCCCGCGCCUACCUCCCACAGAUGACGACGACGAUGACGAAGAAGACCACGAUGAUGGAUCUUCUACCGCAAAGGCAAAGGGCAAGCAGCCUAUGCGCGAUACACGGCCUAGACUGUAUAUCCACUGCUCGAUUGGGGAUGUCGCUCUCACGGACGCGGAUCUAGCCGCCGAGGCAGGUGUGGCUUCGACGCUGCUCCUGCAGCAACGAAAGGAUGAAGAUUAUGAGAAGACAAGCUCGAAUCUUUUCAGAUCGCAAGCUAAACAAUCCCGGCAACAACAACAUCCUACUACCCCUGCAACCACUACGACAACGCCCGCUCCCCGCGGCUUCGACCGUCUCCUCACCGCGGGCUUCACCCCCGCAGAGGUGACAGCCCUCCGCUCACAAUUCCUAGCCGUGCAAUCCGUCUCCCGCACGCCGGACACCAUGCCCUCCGGCGAAGAGCUGCGGGAUCUGGAGGACAGGUGGAUGGACGAGGGAUCGACGGCUGCGCAGGCGCAGGCGGCGGGCGGUGGGCUUGACGGUGGUGGUGGGGGCCUUGGGGGAGAUGAUGAUGGCGGGCUUGGGUCUGGUUCGCGGGGCGCGAUGGACGAUAUGCUCUGGGGAGCGGUGAUGGGUUUCUUUUGGCCGGUGGGCUGUGCGAUGUGGUUACGGAGGGAAGAGGGGGUGUGGAGCUGGAGGAAGGGUGUGGCUGUUUUUAUUGGGGUUCUUGUUAAUGCUGCUUUUGGGGGGAUGAGGAUUAUGAAUUGA